This is a messenger RNA of Parasteatoda tepidariorum (common house spider), 2278 nucleotides long. It is a transcript of the gene Cog6, whose product is annotated as conserved oligomeric Golgi complex subunit 6. Lineage: Eukaryota; Metazoa; Arthropoda; Arachnida; Araneae; Theridiidae. Gene Ontology annotation, cellular component: COG complex. The record is from RefSeq and is a predicted model, not a curated record. Gene Ontology annotation, biological process: intra-Golgi vesicle-mediated transport.
UUAAACUGUCAUUCUCAAAAUAAUGAACGAGUUCAACGCUCUGAAAAGUUAUAGUGCGUUAUCGUUCCUAAAAGCUUAAGAAUGUUGCAAAGAAUACCAGAGAAUGGUUAAAACUUAAAAGUUGAAAAAAUUUAAUGCAGACAAUGCAAAUCCCUAAUAUAAAUUAGAAAACCUAAUGUUUAUAUUUGUUUAUGUGCUUUCGUUUCGGGAUCUAGAGCUUAAAGAAUGUUUGUCCGAUAAAUUAUAAGCCGUGUUUAAAAUAAAUGAUUUUUUUUAACAAUAAUAAACUAUUAUUCUUGUAUUAUUUAUAUAAUUUUCAGCGAAAAUGAGUGUUUCCGAUUUAACUCGAGAAAUUGUUGAUUCUAAUGCUGAUAGAUCAAAUCCACUAUCGAGAAAACUGAAUAAACUCUUAGAAGCCCGUUUAGAUUCUGAUAAAGAAACUUUAGAUGCACUUAGAGAUUUGUCUACCUUUUUCACUGAAAACAAUAUUGAAAAUCGAAGAAACUUGCGAAGUGAAAUUGAAAAGAGGAGCUUACGUGUAAAUGAAGAAUUCCUAGAUUCCUUUCGAGAUAUGAAAGAGGCUCUAGAUGAUUUUUACGAAGAUGUUAUGGCAAUGAAUGAUUGUUGCGGGGAAAUGAUGAAUCGGUUGCAGACUACAAAAUCUCAAACUCAUGACUUGAUCAACGAGACUACUAAAUUGCAAGCUGAAAGUCAAAAAAUACAGAUGAAGCAAGAAGUAACUCAAGCUUUUCUUGAUACUUUUCAUUUAAAGUCUGAAGAAGUUAAAGUUCUUAGAGGCACUAGAGAUGGAAAUUUAGAUGAAAAUUUUUUCAAGGCACUUGUUAGAGUUAAAACCAUACAUAAUAAUUGCAAAGUCCUUUUAAGAAGUAGCCAACAAACUGCUGGCAUAGAGAUUAUGGAAUCGAUGGCAUUACAACAAGAAGCUGCUUAUGAGAGAUUAUAUCGCUGGACUCAAAGUGAGUGUAGAUUAUUAAACAUCGAUUCUCCAGAAUUGAAUCCUUUAUUAUGUCAAGCUAUGGAAAGCUUGCAAGAUCGUCCUAUUCUUUUUCAAUACUCCUUAGACGAGUAUGCCACUGCUCGUAGAGCAGCAGUAGUGAGAUCGUUUAUUGAUGCAUUAACUAGAGGAGGUGUAAGUGGAACUCCUAAACCGAUAGAGAUGCAUUCGCAUGAUCCUCUACGGUAUGUUGGAGAUAUGCUAGCUUGGUUGCAUCAAGCAACAGCCUCAGAAAAAGAAGUGUUGGAAACUGUUUUAAAGAAAUGCACGUGUAAAGAUUUGAGUAAAGAGAUACAAACUUCUCUUUCCCACAUCACCGAAGGACUCUGCAGGCCACUGAAAGUGAGAGUUGAGCAAGUCAUUGUUUCUGAGCAGGGUGCUGUGACUCUUUUUAAACUUGGAUCUGUUUUGAAAUUUUAUUUACAUACUAUUCGACAAGUUAUGACUUCUGAAGCUGCUCUUUUGACAACAUUAGAGGAAAUGCUCACUUUAUCUCAAAAAAUGUUUUACAACAGCCUGUCUUGUCAUUGUAAUAGAAUUUUAGAAAAGAUUGACCUCCCACCGGCAGAUUUAGGUCCACCUGAAGGUCUUAAACAAACUUUAACACUAUUACGUGAAGUUUUAUCUUGCCAAGAUGCCUGCCUUGUUACUAUUGAUGACAGGCAAAAAGAUGUUCCGCAGAUUUUGACUGCUGUUAUAGAACCAUUACUUCAGAUGUGCCAUGUUUCAGCAUCAAAGCUUGCCAGUGCUGAUAUGGCUGCAUAUCUUGCCAAUUGUAUAUAUUUAAUCCAUUCAUCUCUGAUGUUAUUUGAAUACACUGACAAAUAUCUUGAAAUGCUUCAAGCUCAAAUGGAUGCCCAUUUAGAUACAUUAGUGAGUGAGCAAGCUUCAACAAUUGUGGGACAAUUAGGUUUAGGUGCCCUGUAUACUUCUCUUCAAGAUUUCCAGCCUAAGCAUGGACCCUUGUCUAGCCUUCCUGGUUGUGAUGCCUUGGCUGUUCAAGCUGCUGUUAAAAAACUUGAAAGUUUUCUUUCUUCUCCUGAUUCAUUGACGAUUCCACAAAGUAUUCUCCUCCUCUCUGCAUCUUUAAGGCAAACUCUUAGAAAAAGAUCAAUGGGGCUUCUCUGCAAUGCUUAUAGCCAAAUAUUUGAAGCUGUUAAUAUGCCGAACAACAACUAUCCUGAUCCAAGUCUAUUACUUCCAAGAACGCCAGAACAAGUUAAAAAUUUAAUUUUGUAAAAUAAAAUGUAUUUAUGAUUGUUA